Messenger RNA from Phodopus roborovskii (desert hamster), 1823 nucleotides. It is a transcript of the gene Upf3a, whose product is annotated as UPF3A regulator of nonsense mediated mRNA decay. The transcript has 10 exons. Bases 39 to 1316 code for a protein of 425 amino acids. Gene Ontology annotation, cellular component: nucleolus; cytoplasm. Gene Ontology annotation, biological process: positive regulation of translation; nuclear-transcribed mRNA catabolic process, nonsense-mediated decay. The record is from RefSeq and is a predicted model, not a curated record. Gene Ontology annotation, molecular function: telomeric repeat DNA binding. Lineage: Eukaryota; Metazoa; Chordata; Mammalia; Rodentia; Cricetidae.
UCGUUGUCGCGGAGGAGGCGGGUGGGCGGCGGGUGGGGAUGCGCUCGGAAGAGGGCGUCGGAGGCCUGGGCACGGCCCUGUCUGCGCGGGGCCCCAGCAGGAGAGAGAAGCUGUCGGCCCCGGAGGUCCCGCUCCGCCGCGAGUCGCCGCGGAGGGACAGCGCGGUGGCCCCAGUCCCGUCCUUCAGUGACAGCGGGGCGGGCAAGCCUCGCGAGGAGAAGAGGACGGCCCUGAGCAAGGUGGUCCUCCGGCGGCUGCCACCAGGCCUCACCAAAGAGCAGCUGGAAGAGCAACUGCGCCCCCUGCCUGCGCACGAUUACUUCGAGGUGGUAGCUGCGGACUUCAGUCUCUAUCCUCAUCUCUACUCAAGAGCAUACAUCAAUUUUCGGAACCCUGAUGACAUCCUUCUGUUCAGAGACCGCUUUGAUGGAUAUAUCUUCAUCGGCAAUAAAGGGCUGGAGUACCCUGCCGUGGUGGAGUUUGCUCCAUUCCAGAAGAUCGCCAAAAAGAAGCUGAAGAAAAAAGAUGCCAAGACCGGGAGCAUCGAAGAUGAUCCAGAAUAUAAACAGUUUCUGGAAACAUACAGUCUGGAGGAAGAGAAAACCAGUGCUAGUCCUGAGACACUUCUGGGAGAGAUAGAAGUGAAGACAAGAGAACUCCUUGCCAGAAGAACCACACCUCUCUUGGAAUAUAUAAAAAACAGGAAACUAGAAAAACAGAGAAUUCGAGAAGAAAAGCGUGAAGAGCGGAGGAGGAGGGAGAUGGAGAAGAAGCGCUUACGGGAAGAAGAAAAGAGGAAAAGGAGAGAAGAGGAGAGCUGCAAACGGAAAGAGGCCGAUAGACAGAAGAGAGCUGAGAAGGAAGUGAAGAUUAAGCUUCUUAAAAAGCUGGAAACAGAAGAAGCAACCUCAGAGAAAUCCAAAGAAAGAGGUGACUCAGUUGGUAUUGGAGAUGAAAAGCAGCGAGCUUGGCCAGUGGAAGGCCUGCUGGAGAUGCCUGCCGAGAGGUUACAGGAUGGCAGUGAUAAAGAGCAAAGGGACAAAAGAUUUCGAGAGAAAGAACCUGAGACUCCAAGAUGUCACCCAGAUGGUUGCAGGAAGCACAGCAUUCACUCUGAGUUUGCCAGGUUUUCCAGAAGGAAUGAAGACGAACCCAAGUGGGGGAAAGGCUUCACCCAGGGUACAGGGAAAAAAGGGAGCCAGGAUGGGAGUGUCCCUAUGGACAAGGCAGAAAGAAGGAGCAAGGAGCAGAAGGAGUAUGACAGCCUGGGACUGAGAAAGGAACGCCCAGGAAACAAGGUUUUGACAGCUGUCUAAAUAUCGCCAAAACAAAGAAGAGAGACUCUCCGUGUGAUUAUGUGGCUAACCAGGCAUUUGAACCAACAAGACCAAUUUUCCCUGUCACAAGUUCAAAGAAUAAUCCAAAUAUUUUUUUUUAAUCUAAUGCUUUGUAUAUUUUCAAGUAUCAGAGACAGACAGACACUAGAUUAUGACAAGCCAACACUCCCUCCUGCUCUUUAAAAAAAGUAACAGCUCAAAACUCUGGAUUUUAAAAAGCUGUAUACCUGUGCCUGUUCACAAAGCUAUUCUUAUCCUUAAUGUAAAGCUAUGUUCUCCCAGAGACAACUUUGGCUGUGUGAAUGAAGUGAUGGUGUCUGGGGCUAUGAUGCUCCACUGUCCCUGACAGAGGGUCUCUGAAAACAUCGCUGUUCCCCUAAAGUGCAUUAUCACUGGGUGUCCCCUAUGCACUGAGCACACCAUCCCUUAUGUCACACACAGGACCACACCUUUCAAAUAAAAGGGACAGGAGGGCUGAGGAGGUGA